AUGUCGGCCAAGCUGCUGCUCGCGCUGCUCUCGCUCUCCGUCUUCUACUUCAUCUUCUACUUCGCCGACGCCAAUGGCCUCCGGGCGCUGGGCGACGCGGCGCAGCACGCCCAGACGCUGCCGGGCCUCGACGUGCCGCUCCGGACGCGCUACACCGGCCUCGCGCCGCUCGACCAGCUGCUCACCACCCUGACCGUCUUCUUCUGGCCCGUCGGCGACGGCAGCCAGCCCGCCCUGACGCUGCACUCGGUCGCCUUCUCGGGCACCUUUGCCUCGGCCUGGAUCCUGGUGACGCUCGAGUCGUGGCGCAAGGGAAGCGCCGGCACCGCGGCCGCCUUCCCGGCGGUCCUCGGGCUCACGGCCCAGGUGCUCACGUUUGCCUUUGCCACGCCGCUCUACGCCCUGCUGCACCUGUGCUACUCUACGACGGCGACCAACCCGACAACCACGAAUAUGCGGAUUCCGCACACGGUGCUCCGCGCGCUGCCGCACGUCUUCACCGUGGCCAUGUUCGUCCCCUCGCUGCUCAUGAUUGUGCCCCUCUCCGAGACCAUGACGCACGACCUCAAGCAGAUCUGCAUCGCCGUGUGGCAGCCGUGGCCGGCGUACGUGGCCGUGCUCCUGGUCGCGGCGUAUCUCGUCGGCGGGCGCGGCGACGCAGACGCCCGCAAGACGGCCAGCUCCUUGCGCCUGCACCGGGGCGCGCACCGCGCCGCCGGCGUCGAGGUCGGCCUGGCGAGCGUGCUGGCCAAGGUGGCGGCCUUGUCUGUCCUGGCGAGUCCUGCCGGCGCCGCCGUGGAGCUCAUGUGGGAGCGUGAGGAGCUGUUUCUCCGCGAUGCCGACGCGGACAGGGCCAAGGCUGCGCGCGGCAAGAAGUAG
Molecule: messenger RNA, 879 nt
Organism: Metarhizium robertsii ARSEF 23
Lineage: Eukaryota; Fungi; Ascomycota; Sordariomycetes; Hypocreales; Clavicipitaceae
Exons: 3
Coding region: 1-879 (292 amino acids)
Source: RefSeq, a predicted model, not a curated record